Molecule: messenger RNA, 2385 nt
Organism: Podarcis raffonei (Aeolian wall lizard)
Lineage: Eukaryota; Metazoa; Chordata; Lepidosauria; Squamata; Lacertidae
Gene: TSPAN32
Product: tetraspanin 32
Exons: 9
Coding region: 558-1289 (243 amino acids)
Cellular component (GO): membrane
Source: RefSeq, a predicted model, not a curated record
UUUAUAUCCCUCUUUUCUUCAAAUGAGCUCAAGGAGGCCUCCCACCAUCAUUUUAUCGUCACAGUGAAGCAGAUUUGACGGGAAUAUCCAGACUGGCCCAAGUUCACCAAGUGAGCUUCAGGACUGAGGAUAUGGAGUUGGGUCUUCCCAGUCCCACUGCAACCCAGGAGUCUGGAAUCUCAGGUGGGGAAGAGCACAUGGCCCACAUUGGAACCUGCCUUGUACCAGGUCAACCUAAUUGGCCCAACUAACUCAGCAUUGUCUACACUGACUGGCAGCAGCUCUCCAGGUUUUCAGCCAAGGUCCUCUCCCAGCCUUACCAGGAGAUGCCGCUAGGGAUUGAACCAGGGACCCUCUGCUUUCAAGGCAGGAGCUCUACUGCUAGGCUGUGGCCCUUGUCCUCUAGGCCUCUGUCCAGGUGUCAAGACUAUCCCGGGUCACACCCCUCCCUGGCCUUGCUCUGUGCCCUCCUCAAGUGCUUUUGCCUGGCUGGAACAUGAAAUGUGAGCAUGCCUGGAUGGAGAAAGAUUGCCAGUAAGUGGUGAGAAGAGGAAGGCAUGGGGCAGAGAUACCGGGUCCGAGCUGUGAAGUGUCAGCUGCUGGUGGCGAGCUUCUUUGUGAUGGUGCUUGGGGUCUCCCUCACCAUACUGACCAUUAUCACCUACUAUGGGAAGCACUUCACCGUCAUCAGUGAGGUCUCUUUGGAGAGGAACCUCUACAAAAGAACUUUGCUUCACCGUGGAGUUUUUUUUGCUGGGAUAUGCCUGAGCAUCCUUCUGAUCGUCGCUGCCCUACUGAGUGUUGUUGCCACAGUGAGAGAACUGGAGAGUGCCAUGGCAGCGGUUUUUUUCUGUUUCGGAGUGGUUUUCUGUGCGUCGGUAAAGGCCACGUAUUGGUCAAUUACUAACGGUAUUGUGGCUGAAGAUGCCAUGAUGGAUGUGUAUGACAUCGUGUAUGAAGAUGUGAGAAGCAACUCUUCCAACACCAGGAGACAGGAGCUACAUACCAUCCACAAAACGUUUCUCUGUUGUGGGAAAAAGCCACCCUUUGGAGAAGCAAGCAGGAUUGAAAAAGAGAUGUGCCAAUCAGAAGCUGUGGGAACAGAAAAGGAUUGCCUAGAAGAGAUCCAAAAUUUCCUGAAAAAACAUAUGACUUUUGUCUCUGUGCUGAUGACCAUUACAAUUUUCUUCAUGGUGUAUGGGAUGAGCUUAACUUUGUUCCUCUGGUACGCUAUCCACUUUAAGAAGAGUUUGGAUCGGAAGGGCAAAUACACGCUGCCAAAGCAAUAGGAAUUUGGCUUUAGACUUCUGCACCACCAGGGGAAAAGAGCAAGACUGUUGCAGACUCUGAGAAACUGGAAUUUGUGCCACGACUGUGGGUGGAUGCUGGGUGGUCCUAAUCAGUCCUCCCUCCAACACACACAAAUGUGCCAUCUCAGAUGUGACUGUGAACUCCCAUGAUGCAACCAAGACAGCUGCAGCAUCUGUCAACAAAGACUGGCUAAAGUGAUGAUCAGGCAGCAGAAACAUGAAAUGCUGAGUGGAAACAUGGAGGCAGGGUAUAAACCAGGAACGAAGGACUUGCCCAGCCGCAAGAGUGUUUGCCAACUGAAAGCCAUCAUUUAGAGCCCUCAAAAUAGCUAGUCAAAACAGAACAACAUACCCCAGUGAAAAGUAAACUCAAGGAAAUGGAAAUUACUUGGUUCAAUAACCAGUGAGAAUAUUUUAAGGCUCAGGAGAGAGAGAAAACAGCAGCUUGCUUUACAUUAUUAUUUUAAGCAGUUUUAUAGCCAUUUCUGAACAUGAAUCAGACCCUAUUUGCAUAUUUUGUAAGCUUCCUUGGUUUGAAUACGUGAAGAUGCUCUAAAUAGGGAAGAACCCAUUUGUUUAAUUCAAACACACGCACAGUUGUGACAGAAAUGGGUGCUGUUAAGUUCUGUUAGGCCUAUGCUGCACCCCACCUAAAUUUAGUCAUGAUGAGUAAAGCCGGAAUCCUAAACACGCUCACUGAAGAGCAAGCUCCACUAAAUACAGCAUGAUUUAUUUCCAUGAUUUACUUUACUUAGUCAUGUUGAGUAACUUAAGUUCAGUUGUAGCCAAUGGAAUUUACAGCUCAGCCCAAUUCCCAUUAAUUUCAGUACAACUUGCUCCUGGUUAACUGUGUAUAAGAUUGCAACGUUAAUCAUAACUUACUUUAGCUGGCUACGCAGGUUGGAAAUGUAGAUCUUAAAUGGUAACUAUGCAAGUUGUAAUACGCUGUGCCUCCAGUUAAGAUCUAGAAUGAAACAGCACAAAUUAGGAAUAUGCUUUUAUUCUUUUGAUUUAAUACCAAAGCCAUUCCUUUUAUAUUACUCUGAAUUCCUGUAAAUAAAAUGUAUUUGGUUAA